Molecule: messenger RNA, 594 nt
Organism: Cephus cinctus (wheat stem sawfly)
Lineage: Eukaryota; Metazoa; Arthropoda; Insecta; Hymenoptera; Cephidae
Gene: MED10
Product: mediator of RNA polymerase II transcription subunit 10
Exons: 3
Coding region: 54-449 (131 amino acids)
Biological process (GO): positive regulation of transcription by RNA polymerase II
Cellular component (GO): chromatin; mediator complex
Molecular function (GO): transcription coregulator activity
Source: RefSeq, a predicted model, not a curated record
CACAUUUUCCUGUAGGUGCACUAAUCGAACGUAAACACAGGUAAACAGUAGAAAUGGCAUCUGCGUUGGAAAAUUUAGAAACCCAGCUGGAACUUUUUAUCGAAAACGUACGACAGAUUCGUAUAAUAGUUAGUGAUUUCCAGCCUCAGGGACAAAAUGUGCUAAAUCAGAAAAUCCAAGGACUUGUAAAUGGUUUGCAAGAGGUAGACAAGUUGAAGUCACAGGUGCAAGAUGUUCAUGUGCCAUUAGAAGUGUUCGACUAUAUUGAUCAAGGUAGAAAUCCACAACUAUAUACAAAGGAUUGUAUAGAAAAGGCUCUAACAAAGAAUGAACAGGUCAAAGGAAAAAUUGAUGCCUAUCGAAAGUUUAAAGCUAACAUGCUUGUAGAAUUGAACCGAGUAUUUCCAAAUGAGCUAACAAAAUAUCGUGCGAUUCGUGGUGAUGAAUAAAUGUUCUUGUGCUUUUCAUUCUUAUGCCUAUCAAUCUCAUUUCCACUAACAUCAGAUUAUAAUAUACUCGUACUUUGUACACGGUAUCCUAUAUAUGUGUGUUAUGUAAAAUAUUUAUAAUGUGAAAAUAUAUUGGAGAACUUUA